Molecule: messenger RNA, 2080 nt
Organism: Jaminaea rosea
Lineage: Eukaryota; Fungi; Basidiomycota; Exobasidiomycetes; Microstromatales
Exons: 4
Coding region: 157-1782 (541 amino acids)
Molecular function (GO): protein binding
Source: RefSeq, a predicted model, not a curated record
CUCCAAUUCGUCGCGUGCCUGCGUUGCCUUUGAAUUUUUGGCCGACAGACACACGGACUGACGGCGCAGUGUACAGUCCAGCAUCGCUUUUCUUCCUUUCUUUCCUCGAAGAACCCACCGUCUUUUCUUCUGAUACCCUCUCUCCACCACAUCAGAAUGGACACCGAUUUCCUUCCCCCUCACGCACCCCUGAGAUGUGCUGCAUCGCACCGCUUCUCCCACGCCACCUGGCACCAGUCGAUCACCCUCCCUUCCUCCUCCUCGUCGCGCCCAACGUACGUCACCCACCUGCUUCCCUUGAGCAACGGCGAUGGCGACGACUCUGUUCCGAUGGGCGGGCUUCUGGCCCUCACAAGUGACGGGGAUUGUCACUUGCUCGAUGCAGAGUCUCUUCAGCCUGUCGACUCGUGGCACCUCCCUGGCGCUGGGGGAAUGAAGGGAGCUUUAGCGCCUUCGGGGAAGGUUAGUUUGACGAAUGUGGCCAAGGCACCACAAGGAGCAGGAGCAGGAGCAGGGCAGACGGCAGGGCUUUGGGGCGUGACUGAUCGGACGGGAAGGGCGAGCCUGUUUGAUGGGAGGGACGCGAAUGGGCGAAGGAGGAUUGGGGCGAGUCAGAGUAUGCAGGUGCAAACUCCUACCUCUUCACCGCUCCUCUCCCUCUCCUUCUCCCCCUCUACUAGCUCAGCCGCCCCCCUCCUCGCACUGGGCCACGAGCUGCAAAGCUUCGAUGCUCCCAUCUACCUCUACGACCUGCGCAACCCCUCUGCACCUGUGAUCACGUACGAUCAGUCACAUAGCGACGACGUGACUUUCCUGUGCUUCCAUCCGGAGAAGGAAGGUGUGUUGCUCAGUGGUAGCACCGAUGGAUUGAUGACGGUGUACGAUGUGAGGAAGGGAGCAGAUGAAGACGAUGCUGUGUUGAGCGCGGCGAAUAGCGGGGCGAGCCUGGCAAGAGGAGGGUGGUUGCCGGGCCUGAUGGCGGCGGGCGCGGGUGAGGGUGACGGGAUGCAGGUAGAUGGAGGAGAUGAGGAGAAUGAAGCGACAGCGGCGGUUAAGGCGAUGGCACUGGGAGGGAUCUGGGGGGUGAGCGAUAUGCAGACGGCAGGCGUGUGGGACGCCGCUUCGACCGACCCCAUCCUCCCACCCCUAUCCGCCCUCCCCGGCUCCACCUCGAUACCAGCUCCAUCCUCCUCCUCUUCCUCAAGCGUCGCUCGACAAUACCAGGCAGACUACAUCAUCGACGGUUUUGCCUCCUCCUCCUCCUCUUCGUGCAGCAGCAGCUUGCCCCGUCUGCAACUAGCAACAGGCGACCAAUCCGGCUCCUUCACGCUCUGCACUCUCCCCACUUCCCGCACCCUCACAGAGCAACAAGCCCGCUCCACCCCUUGGACGGUCAACGCCUUCUUCCCCUCGUUGGCGGAUAGCGCAAGAGGAGGGCACGAGGAUAUUGUGCGCUCCGUCUGCUUUUCCUCUUCUGGCAGUGGUGGGGUGGCAAGGAGACUGGCGUGGUCAGGCGGGGAGGACGGAAGGGUUGUGGCUUGGAGUUUCCAGGAUUACGAGGGGGACGAGGAGGAGAAUGAGGGGGGACAGGCGGGGGACGAUGGGAGAAUGAGCGCUUUGCCUUCUUGGGCUGUUGGUGGCUCUGCUGGAGCUAGUGGGGAGGGUGGAGUAGCAAGAAGAGGAGGAGGAGGAGGAGUGGGAGGGCAGCGAAGAGGUGGUGGAGCCUCGUCCUCAUCUCCGUCGCCUGCAGCGAAUGGAGGGCGGUUCAGGCCUUAUGGUUGAUGUACAAGGAUCGUUGGGUAUCGUCUAAUGUCACACACGCACACACGCACUCUUCCCCGCCUCAUCCCUGCUCCUCUUGUGCCGCCCGUCGCUCCAUCUUGGCCACUGUGCGCUCCAUAUCGUUAAGCGCUUCGUCCCACUGAAUGUAAAGGCGGGAGAGGCCGUCGAUAAAUCCCUGAUACUCCUCCAAAAUCCCCAACAGCUGAUCCUCUACCUCCCUCAAUCGAGGCUGCAUUUCCCCCUCGCCCGUACUCCUCAACCUUUCCAAUAACGGCAUCAACACCUCAUACUCGCCCAA